Molecule: messenger RNA, 1188 nt
Organism: Paramecium primaurelia
Lineage: Eukaryota; Ciliophora; Oligohymenophorea; Peniculida; Parameciidae
Source: the annotation of a GenBank genome assembly
UAAAGUUUGAAUUUUGAAAAAAUACAACAGUACAAGAGGAGAUGAUCCUGAGGCAGUUUACUUGGAGCCUUAAAUAUUUGAAUAAGGGAUGGUUUAUGAUGGUUAAUGGAAAUAUGGAUUAAGACAGGGUAGAGGUAUGGUAUUGAUUGAAUAUGUCAGGAAGACAAGUUUGGAAGGAAGGUAGUUAUUAUGAAGGAUAUUGGAAAAAUAGUUGUGCACAUGGUCAUGGUAGAUUAAUACAUGCAGAUGGAGAUUAUUAUGAAGGAGAAUGGGAUAAUGAUAAAGGUUAUUUUUGUUAAUAUAAUAGCGCAUGGUUAGGGGAAAUAUGUUCACGCAGAUGGGGCAAGUUAUGAAGGUAGUUGGAAAGAUGAUAAGUAAGAUGGAUUAGGACAUGAAAUAUGGCCAGAUGGUACAAGUUAUAAAGGAGCUUACAUUUAAAGCAAAAAGGAAGGACAUGGGAUUUUCAAAUGGCCAGAUGGAUCAUAUUAUGAGGGGGAAUUUUUAGAUAAUGCAAUACAUGGAAUGGGGACAUACGUUUGGGGGGAUGGAAGAACAUAUAUUGGAUAAUGGAGAUAAAAUAAAAUGCCUGGAUUAGGAGAGUUUAAAUGGGCAGAUGGAAGAAGAUACAAAGGAUCCUAUCAGAAUGAUAAGAAACAGGGCUAUGGAACAUUUGAUUGGCGUAAAUCUGAAUAAUAGCCUAAUAGCUGAUGGAUCUAAAUAUGUAGGAGAGUGGUACGACGGUAAACAACAUGGGCUCGGUUCAGUUGUUGAUGAAAAAGGUGAAGAACACAGAGGGAGAUGGGAUAAUGGCACAUUAUUGGAAUGGAUUACUUAAAAGGAUUGAUAGUUUAUAUAAUUAACUAUAUAGUAUAUUUCUAAGGUUUUUGUAUUUAGGAGUUAAAAUAGAAAGAUUUAGAUUCCAAAUAAUAAAUAAAUGGGACCUGGAUUAGACGAUAACUUACCUGAAAUUGAAUCAAAUCUAAUCAUCAUCCAUUUACUAACUGUCGAAAGAGUAUGCAAAUCUAACUGUAUUUUAGCCUAGAACUUAUAACUUAUUAGGCUGAGUGCCAUUAAGUGAUGUUUUAAUAAGAUGAACAAUAAAUCAAAAUUUUGGAAGUANUAAAAAGGGAGAUAGGAGGAGAAAAACCUCCUUUCCUCUAAAAUACUAACCGGAUCACUCACUUUUGA